UACAUACUCCUACCUACCUGAAGCCAACCAGUCCAAACAACCAUACCUCUCAUUCAAGAAAUUUAGCAAUUUUAAACAAUACAUAUCCCUGCAUAUAUAGAAACUCCUACCUAACGCUGCAUUACGCGCCACCGCAGUCGCAACUGCAAGCGCAACCAUGACACAACACCGCUUCCUUCUCGUAACAUGGCCUGCUCAAGGCCACAUCAAUCCAUCCUUGCAAUUCGCCAAGCGUCUCAUGAGCACAACUGGCGCCGACGUGACGUUCGUUACGGCCCUAUCUGCUCUCCGCCGCAUAAGCAAUCGUUCUGGAACUCCUCGUGGUCUGACCUUUGCUCCCUUCUCUGAUGGAUAUGACGAUGGGUUUAAGCCUGGGGAUGACAUAGACCACUACGUGUCUGAGUUAAGGCACCGUGGCUCACGGGCAGUUGCGGACAUGGUGGUGUCUAGUGCAAACGAGGGCCGCCCUUACACUUGUAUAGUGUACGCCAUAAUGAUCCCUUGGGUGGCGGAAGUAGCGAGUGAACUUCACCUUCCGGCAGUGUUCGUUUGGAUUCAGCCCGCCACAGUGUUCGACAUAUACUACUAUUACUUCAACGGCCACAAAGAUCUCAUCAGAAACAAUCAUAUGGUUAAUAAUACUGACGCAACCCAGGCAGUAGAAUUACCAGGACUGCCGCUAACGCUGAAGAGCAGUGACCUUCCCUCCUUCAUGGUGGAUUCCAAUCCGUACAAUUUUGCUUUGCUAUUGAUCGAGGAACAGUUCGAGCUGCUUGAGAAAGAAAUCAAGCCAACCAUUCUGGUGAAUACGUUCGAUUCACUUGAGCUGGAUGCAUUAAAAGCAAUAGACAAGUACAACUUGAUCGGAAUCGGUCCUCUAAUGCCAUCCGCUUUCUUGGACGGCAAGGAUCCAUCUGAUAAAUCAUUCGGAGGCGAUAUGUUGGAGACAUCAAAGGAGUCAGAGUACUUAGAAUGGCUUAAUUCAAAGCCGAAUGAGUCAGUCGUCUACGUCUCGUUUGGGAGCUAUUCCGUGCUCUCCAAAAUACAAAUGGAGGAAAUUGCAAAAGGGUUGCUGAAAUCCGGACGUCCGUUUCUGUGGGUAAUUAGAGAAAACCAAAAGAACGGAGAAGGCAAGGAAGAGAAAGAAGAAGACAUACUGAGUUGCAGAGUGGAACUAGAAGAGCUUGGAAUGAUAGUCCCAUGGUGUAGCCAAGUAGAGGUUUUGUCAAAUCCUUCUCUGGGUUGUUUUGUGUCACAUUGUGGCUGGAAUUCAACUUUGGAGAGUUUGGUUUCUGGUGUGCCAGUGGUUGCAUUUCCUCAGUGGUCAGAUCAAGGUACAAAUGCCAGGUUAGUAGAAGACAUGUGGAAAACAGGGGUGAGGGUUGCACCGAAUGAAGAAGGUGUUGUUGUGGGUGAAGAGAUUAAGAGGUGUCUGGAUAUGGUAAUGGAAAGCGAAGAGAUGAGGAAGAACGCUAAGAACUGGAAGGAUCAGGCAAGAGAGGCUGUCAGUGAAGGUGGGUCUUCAGACAUGAAUUUGAAGGUCUUUUUGGAUCGGAUUGGAGAUGGUUGUUUUCUAGCAUAGACAGAUUAAGGCACGUUGUCGAUUAAAAAGUUAAACCUAACUAGAGGACCGGUUAGUACGUUAGUUUACUUGUUUUAUUUCCCUCUAUUUUUUUCUACCAACUUCAUCUUCUAGAUUAGAGUCAAAUGCAGUCGUGUUAUACAAUAAUGUAAAAGUGGUAAUUUUUUAAUUAAGUAGCUUGUUUUGAUUAA
Argentina anserina (silverweed cinquefoil) is the source of this 1773-nucleotide messenger RNA. Its product is annotated as phloretin 4'-O-glucosyltransferase-like. The coding region runs from base 158 to 1582 and encodes 474 amino acids. The transcript has a single exon. The record is from RefSeq and is a predicted model, not a curated record. Lineage: Eukaryota; Viridiplantae; Streptophyta; Magnoliopsida; Rosales; Rosaceae. Gene Ontology annotation, molecular function: quercetin 7-O-glucosyltransferase activity; quercetin 3-O-glucosyltransferase activity.